CGUCCUUCCACGGAAAGACUUGCGCAAUAUGUUUCCCAAUAAACCGUUUCAGGAAGAGAUCUUUUCUCAUGAACGGGCGGAAAUAGACUAGACCUACUGGAAAUGAAGCCACUCUUUUAGGAUUAACAUUAAGCAAUUUGGCGAUAUGGUUUAUUUGAUCUUUCUCAUUGUGGGGAUCAUCCUGUGUGAAACAUCUGGUUUCAAUCUUAAUUGUACAAACGACUAUGAAACAUUGAUGUCUUGUCACAUCGAUGCGCGUAAUUGCGCAGAACUCAGAAUGACCCUCAACGACACAAAAAAGCCCAGGAAGACGUGCUCUUUUCACCCGUGUGUUGGAGGAUGCUGCUGCAAAAUGGAAAUGACAGACAAUGAACUCAGUAUUGGCAAUGCAUUUACUGCAGAGGUUUAUGAAAAUAGACAAGGAGUACACAAGCAAACAAUUAAAAUAUAUGAAACCAUAAAACCCAAAACUCCAACCAUUAUUUCUGUGGACAAAUUAAAUGGACUGUACAGAAUACAGUGGAAAACAAAUGCAAAAAUGUUAAUGCGUGAGGAACUUUCCGCCAUUGUGACAUACCAGAAAAAAGGAGAUAAUACUAAGAAUAUCAUUAGGGUAAAGCCAAGUCAAAUUAAAGACAUGAACAAUUGUGAAAUACUUGGUCGUGAUUUGGAGCCAAAUACAACAUAUGUGGUCAAUGUGAUUACCUACACAAACUCUAAUGUGUUUAGUGACAGCAGUCAAGAGGUGGAAUUCACAACAGAUUCGUCCCAAAAUGGUCUGUUCAUUGCAGCGAUCAUAAGCCUAUGUGUUAUUGCAAUUGCUGUCAGUGGAGUGUCUUUUGUUUCUUUUAUCAAGUUAAAAGGAAAGCUAUGGGACAAAGCUGCGAGAGUUGAAAAGCCAAACCUUCUGAAUAUUAAACAUAAGAAGGAAGUGCAGAUUCUGACACCGGAGUUGCUGUCUGUGUACUCUUUAAGUGUUGAACCACUUAUUUCAAAAGACAGUCUGAUGUUGUCUAAGGAGUCCCUGUCAGACAGCAGUGGCAGGUCAGGGCAGAGUAGUGGCAUGAGUUCAGCCUCGUCUUCUUUGGGCUAUGCCAACACACAACCAUUCGACAGUGAAGCAGGUGUCUUGGAAGCCCUACAAAAUGCCUUCCCAUUGUCUAUUCCAAGUACAGACACACUGGGACAUGGAGAACCCAGACAAAACUGGGUAAUUCGUCCAGAUGAGUCUCUAGUGACCUUUGAAAAUGAAAGUUACAUCAGUACCCUAUCUCCACAAACUACAGAUGAUGUUGAUAGGCAGGAGAUGGGUGACUCAGGGUACCAUUCAAGUGACGCACCACCGCUACAAGACUUUAUUAUUCCUACUCAUGUUUCCACUACUGACAUAGACAUGUCGUAUCACCCAUGUACUUUAUCAGAAGAUGCCUCUAAUGAUCUGUCACCUCAGAAAUCCCUCCCAGUAGUCUAUGGUUGCCAUGGCUUGGAGAAAGUACAACAGUCCAAUAAUGCGCUAUCAGAACACAAUAAUGACUGUCAAGUAUUGCUAUCUGGAUUGACAAAUAUUUCAAAAACUUCAGAGGUGGGCCACUUUCAGAUAGAAAUCCCUCAUGUGUCUAAUGAGAUGAUUGUAGACUCUGGUUAUCAUUGCGUUUAAUGUAUUUUGCUGUUCAUUUCACACACAUUUACCUCCAGCCAUCCAUUUCAGCAUCAGUUUUAUAUAGCGCUUUUCUGGACACUCAAAGACAUUUUACAGAUCAUUAUUCACUCACUCCAUAUUUGAAGGUGGUAAACUACGACUUCUGUAGCCACAGCUGCCUUGGGGCAGACUGACGGAAGUGAGGAUGCCAAUCUGCGCAUUUGGCCCCUCUGACCACCACCAUCACUCACGCACACACCACUUUCAUAGUAGGCAGUGUGGGUGAAGUGUCUUGCCUAAGGACACAACAAUACUCUAAAUACAUUUAUUUGUAUUUUAACCCUCCUACACCCCUAGGUAAUUUCUGUGCUUUUUUUCGAGAUCACAUUAAUUUAAUCACAAUAGUUACACCCGUGGUCCUAAGGUGUAGUUUUGUCCCAUUGACUUCCAUUCAAAAUGGCUUUUUUCACUGGCAUAUCUUUGCCAGUGUAUUUUUACUUUUUGAUUUAUUUUUCAUUCUUUGGUGUUGAAAACCCUUCAAAAUGUUUAAUUUCAGUGUCUUUUUGAAUUUUUUGAUAUUUUUCUUUUUACUGUGUAUCUUCCAUUUCAAGGCUAUAUCAAUAUAAAGACAUUUCAGGGUCACAGUGAUCCGAAGAAAAAAUGUUUUUCCUUCCUGCUCUCUUGGGGCCAGGCGAGAAAAUAAAUGUUUGGGUCUGAUUGACCCACCCCAAGACAGCGGGAGGGUCAAUGUGACCCCGAGGAGAGCGUGAGGGUAAAUAAGUCCACACGCCUCUAAUGAUCUGUCACCUCAGAAAUCCCUCCCAGUAGUCUAUGGUUGCCAUGGCUUGGAGAAAGUACAACAGUCCAAUAAUGCGCUAUCAGAACACAAUAAUGACUGUCAAGUAUUGCUAUCUGGAUUGACAAAUAUUUCAAAAACUUCAGAGGUGGGCCACUUUCAGAUAGAAAUCCCUCAUGUGUCUAAUGAGAUGAUUGUAGACUCUGGUUAUCAUUGCGUUUAAUGUAUUUUGCUGUUCAUUUCACACACAUUUACCUCCAGCCAUCCAUUUCAGCAUCAGUUUUAUAUAGCGCUUUUCUGGACACUCAAAGACAUUUUACAGAUCAUUAUUCACUCACUUCAUAUUUGAAGGUGGUAAACUACAACUUCUGUAGCCACAGCUGCCUUGGGGCAGACUGACGGAAGUGAGGAUGCCAAUCUGCGCAUUUGGCCCCUCUGACCACCACCAUCACUCACGCACACACCACUUUCAUAGUAGGCAGUGUGGGUGAAGUGUCUUGCCUAAGGACACAACAAUACUCUAAAUACAUUUAUUUGUAUUUUAACCCUCCUACACCCCUAGGUAAUUUCUGUGCUUUUUUUCGAGAUCACAUUAAUUUAAUCACAAUAGUUACACCCGUGGUCCUAAGGUGUAGUUUUGUCCCAUUGACUUCCAUUCAAAAUGGCUUUUUUCACUGGCAUAUCUUUGCCAGUGUAUUUUUACUUUUUGAUUUAUUUUUCAUUCUUUGGUGUUGAAAACCCUUCAAAAUGUUUAAUUUCAGUGUCUUUUUGAAUUUUUUGAUAUUUUUCUUUUUACUGUGUAUCUUCCAUUUCAAGGCUAUAUCAAUAUAAAGACAUUUCAGGGUCACAGUGAUCCGAAGAAAAAAUGUUUUUCCUUCCUGCUCUCUUGGGGCCAGGCGAGAAAAUAAAUGUUUGGGUCUGAUUGACCCACCCCAAGACAGCGGGAGGGUCAAUGUGACCCCGAGGAGAGCGUGAGGGUAAAUAAGUCCACACUGAAGGCCAGAGACGUAGAUAUUUGAGGUUAAAAUGAUAUGGAUGAAUUCUCGAGGAGUCCCAGAGUGCACCGAAUGUGUUUGUUAGUGUGAGUUUGUGUGUGCCUGUGUGCGUGUACAUUUUCAGGUUUCUGUCAUUGUUUAGACCUCUACUGAUAAACACUGAAAAUAUAUUUUUUAAAAGCAGAGUAAUUGCAAUUUUAUUUCACUCUAUACUUGUUUUUCUCCUGUCAAUAUGUUGAAAUGUGUUCAAAGUUAUACAUUUGACUGUUUUUUGUCCCAUGCAUGUGAAUAUACACACACACAUCCACUUUUAUAGGGGUACACAAGGGUUAAAUUGUUACAGUUUUUGCCAUGCAUUUUCUAAAGCACAUCCUCUGUAUUUUGUAUAGCUGUGUUUCUGUGUUUUUCUAUAAAGUCUGUUUUUUUUACAAUGUUGCACAUUAUUUGGCUUACAAAAAACCUCAAAAGCAUUCUUGUCAUGACAACUAUGUAUUUAGGAAAGAUAGCUUCCUUGUUGCUUUCUCUAGAAAUGCAACUGCCAAACCUUUAACAAAGAAACUUGGCUCAAAUCCAGAAAAUGUAAUUUAUGCUGAUACAUUUGUAAAUAAAAUGUUUCUGAGAUCC
This is a messenger RNA of Boleophthalmus pectinirostris (great blue-spotted mudskipper), 4054 nucleotides long. RefSeq lists its product as uncharacterized. Gene Ontology annotation, biological process: cytokine-mediated signaling pathway; immunoglobulin mediated immune response. Bases 146 to 1657 code for a protein of 503 amino acids. Gene Ontology annotation, cellular component: external side of plasma membrane. The record is from RefSeq and is a predicted model, not a curated record. The transcript has 10 exons. NCBI's taxonomy places the organism in Eukaryota, Metazoa, Chordata, Actinopteri, Gobiiformes, Gobiidae. Gene Ontology annotation, molecular function: cytokine receptor activity; protein binding.